Molecule: messenger RNA, 105 nt
Organism: Chondrus crispus (carragheen)
Lineage: Eukaryota; Rhodophyta; Florideophyceae; Gigartinales; Gigartinaceae
Source: the annotation of a RefSeq genome assembly
AUGAUUAAUUGGCAAGUAAUAGGUCAACUUAUAUCACUUGGUAUAAUUGUAUUAGUAGGACCUGCAGUUAUAGUUUUACUUUCUUUUAAAAAAGGAAAUUUAUAG